This is a messenger RNA of Cydia amplana, 2729 nucleotides long. Its product is annotated as zinc finger protein 493-like. Lineage: Eukaryota; Metazoa; Arthropoda; Insecta; Lepidoptera; Tortricidae. Gene Ontology annotation, cellular component: chromosome; nucleus. The record is from RefSeq and is a predicted model, not a curated record. Bases 196 to 2637 code for a protein of 813 amino acids. Gene Ontology annotation, molecular function: chromatin insulator sequence binding; zinc ion binding. Gene Ontology annotation, biological process: regulation of transcription by RNA polymerase II. The transcript has 3 exons.
UUUUCUCCGCUUGACAGCAAAAAAGUCCAAAAAAUUGUGUAUUCAUUACUCACUUACUUUCAUGUUGUAAAAUUGCUUUAAGCCCAUAAAACGUCGUUAUAAUUUGCUAGAAAUGUUGACAUAUAUUAACAUACAUCGUUGUAUUUCCAAAUUCUAGUGAAAAACGUAAAUUGAUAAGUUAACCUAACCUUCAAAAUGGAUCUGGAAGAGCCAAAUAAACUGUUGAAUUCUGAUUUAUCCAAUGUAAAUAUUCUGAAUUAUCAGCUAGCAAAGCCUAAAGCUGAUAAUGACGGUGUUCUACCUAAUUAUAGAGUGGAAUUGACUACAAAAAGAGCCGUAGAGCUUUUGCUCGCAGGAACGCUUAGGAGCAAAGUUUGCCGCUAUUGCCUGAGUGUGGCGUCUCCUCUUUCGGAUUUGGACCAAAUCAUGCAGAUUGCAGGCAGAGGAACGCUCUAUAAAGUGACUAUACGCGAUAUGGUCGCUUGUUUUCACCCUUUUAAGACACUGAAUGAUCCUAACUUCCCGAGAAAAAUCUGUAAUAAAUGCCUAAACCGUUGCAUCAGCGCAUAUCUCUUUACACAACAAUGUGAACAGUCUGAGCGAGCUUUACGGUAUUGCUUUGAAGACAUUUACGCUAAACUAGAAAAGCUAGACCCUCUAGAUAAAACUAAGAAAAGGGGUAGACAGAAGCAAAACCCAAAUUAUAAUGUCUUACACACAGAUCAUGCAAAGGUGAUAGAUUACGCUGAACCAAUCAGAAAUAUUGUAAACGCAAGAUCUGUAUCCCUCAGUCAUGAGCCAUAUAUGUCCAACUUAGAAUGCCUCAAGUGCUGGCAAAUAUUUACUAAGAUAGAAGACUUGAUUAUUCACGAGAAAAGUCAUCCAAGCAACAUGUGGUUCAACUGCCGGCUGUGUGGCAAGUCAUUUGUGAAGCGCUUGCAACUGAAACGGCACUUGAAAUCACAUGCCGGCCCGGAAAUAAAGCCGGAAGAAAUACAUGAUUUCCGAUGCGGGACUUGUGGGUUUAGCAGCGAGGACCAUAGUGCGUAUUUACAGCACAUUGAGAAGCAUAAAUUUCAGUCAGUUUUACAGCAUUUAGUUGAGAAGAAGAUGGAUAAACUGUGCACCGUAUGUUUGGAUAAGAAACCGAAGCUCGUAGAUUUGGAUAAGAUGGUCCGCCUUCAUGGUGGAUACCCGGGGGUUACUGGGGACAAGACCCUUUAUAGCAUUUUGGGCUCCACCUUGCCUGAUAUGAAUACUCCAACCAACUACACAGGAUCAAAAAUAUGCGAACAGUGUCUUGACAAUGCUAUUACUUCUUAUGUGUUCAUAAACCACUCUAUCUACACCAGAGACAGACUAAAUACAUGCGUCUCUUCCAUGCUAGAUAGCCUAAACAAAGUAGAGCAACCAGAAGGCAAUAUAUUCAUAGAGAUAGCUAAAGAAUCUAUUCUACCAAUAAAAGAGCAAGACUACUUUGAUGAUAAUCUCUUACUUGAAGAAGAUGAAGUAGAUGAAAAUAAAUUGAAAGUAGAUGUACUUGAAGAUGAAUUCAGAAAACCUGAUACUGACGAGAGUGAAUCUGAACCUGAGAUAAAAGACUAUAUUAAUGCUUUCCUCAAAGAAGAGAGUCAAGAUAUAGAUAUAUUCAAAGAACUUAGCGAAAAUAAAGAGGACAAGAAUAUUGAAAUAGAUAAUCCAGCUAAGAGAGUUACAAAAACAUACACUAACAGAAAAUUAGUUAAUGGAUAUCAAGUCAAAUAUCCUUCAGAUAAUGAGGAAUAUACUCUUGAUGAUGUCAGCGAAUUUCUAACAUUCAAAAAGAAAAAGAAACCGAAUAAACAGUAUUACAAAUACAAGUUAAAAUGCCCAAUGUGCAGCAAGAGUUUCGUAACUGAUUUUCAUCUUCAAAGGCAUAUUUUGAAGCAUGAUAAUAAGAAGGUUAAAUGUUAUAUUUGUAGCAGAGAGUUUAAAUCGAAUUUUUUCUUGUAUGAACAUAUUAGAAUGGUCCAUAUUCUUGAUAAGGCGAAAUUCUUCUCAUGUAAAACCUGCGGCAGAACUUUUGAGAAUGAAGACAAAAUGAAAGCACAUGAGAAAUCUCAUUUGUCCAAAGAAUGUCAGUUGUGUCAUAAAUUAUUCGCGAGUCAAAGACAUUUCGACAGUCAUAUGCAAAGACACGCUGUCAAACUUAAUCUGGUGAAAAGUAGUACUCAAAUUUGUAGUUUCUGCGAGAAAGAUUAUACAAACGACAAUCAGCUCUCUCUACAUGUGAAUAAGGUGCACUUGCAAAUCAAACCCUAUUCUUGCGAUAUGUGUGAAAGGCAAUUUUAUACAGACAAUAAUUUGAGCAAGCAUAAGAAGAUUCAUAAUUUAAAAUCUAAAGAAAAGUGUGAGUUGUGUAAGAAGAAAUUUAAUACUAGGAAAGCUAUGGUCAUACAUCUUAGAAAGCAUACGGGAGAAACACCGCACCGUUGCCCUCUUUGUGGGAAAUCGUUUUAUUCUGAAUUUAAAGCCAAAAACCAUAUGAGGAACUACCAUGGAGGAACAUUAUAUUGCAAAUUGUGUAAAAGUGUGUUCUCAAGCAAAUAUGAUCUUAAGUCCCAUGUUAUCAUGGUUCAUAACAACGCGUUGUUAUAGCAUUCAUUUAGUGUAGGUUUAUUAGUAUUUAGAUAAGAAUAAGAGGGGACUAUUAGUUAUUUUUACUGUGACAGGUAUUUGUGUAUGCAGAA